Desarmillaria tabescens is the source of this 873-nucleotide messenger RNA. Its product is annotated as PEBP-like protein. The coding region runs from base 193 to 822 and encodes 209 amino acids. The record is from RefSeq and is a predicted model, not a curated record. The transcript is spliced from 4 exons. Gene Ontology annotation, molecular function: peptidase inhibitor activity; phospholipid binding. Lineage: Eukaryota; Fungi; Basidiomycota; Agaricomycetes; Agaricales; Physalacriaceae. Gene Ontology annotation, biological process: regulation of Ras protein signal transduction; regulation of proteolysis.
AAAAGAAUAUGCUCCACCCAUAGUAACGAUGAUUUUUUUGCAUAGAGUAGGAUCUGCACCUGACCUUAGAGAGAAGCGCCUUCGAUUUUGGAGCCGUUUAAUUGCCAGUCGCCUAGCUAACCAUAAUAGUCCUAAUCACUGGACAGGCGCUAUGAAAGCAACGCCUUUCGACCAAUACUCCCAUCUCCGACCAUGCUCCUCACUUUGGCUCUGCUGCUUUACUCCAAUCUUUUCACCCAAGUGGUAAUCUCUCAAGACACCAACCUUACCGAAGUUUCGCAAGCCUUUAUCAAUGCCGAUAUUCCGGAAGACAUCUAUCUCAAGUUCGAUCCGUCCUUCCUUCUCGAAGUUUCGCUCCCUCAAGCAACGAACUCUUCAAUCGUCUUGAAGGCAGGUGUUGAGCUCCCCCGCAACGCGACCGUCGGGCCACCCUCAUUCACCCUCGUUGGCCAGAAUAUCAACAGAGGCCCAUUUGUUGUAGCAGCAGUCGAUCCGGACGCCGUCCAAUCGCGAAGCGAAAUUCGCCAUUUCCUGGGAGGGAACUUCGUGGCAGAACAUAUCUCUGAUACUUGUACUGUCUUAUCUAACAAGACAGCCGCCGUUUCGGAAUGGCUUCAGCCUUCCCCUCCUGUUGGCACUGGCAUACACCGGUACAUUUUCCUGGUAUUCAAGCAACCUAAAGGUUUCAACGACCAGACGCUCGUUAACUCCACUUCACCAUACUGGUCUUGGAAUAUCAGCGCGUUCGGUGAAGCCGUGGGCCUCGGAGACCCAAUCGCUGGGACAUUCUUUUUGGUGGAAUCUGAUCCUGUAGUGCUCUAGAGCGUGAGCUCGUCCAUGUGGAAAAGAGAUUAUAUACAUUGCAGUUACUCC